UUGGUCGCUCUGGCGAGGGCGGCGAUUGGCAAGAGGACUCCUGGGGGCGGUCCCUUCGAGCGAAAGAGGAAGACCAUCCAGGAAAAGGCCUCGCAGCGAAGUCCCGCCUCCACUUCCGUGAAGGAAUAGAACUGAGGCGCCCUAAUUGAUUCAUCCACGGGCAGGCCGCGCAGGGAAGUCCUGCCUCCACUUCCGGGAUGAAACGAAACUGAGGCGCCAUAUUGACUCUGCCGCGGACGGGCUCGGAUCCAGGAGGACGGGCGAGCCCGGCGGAGGAAGGAAGGAAGGAAGGAAGGAAGGAAGGAAGGAGGCGCCGCCCGAGAGGAGAGGAGGCCCCGCGGAGCAGCCCCGGGAGGAGACGGCGGGGAAGGCCCGGCAGGGAUGAGCCGUGGGGGACUCCGGGAAAGGAGGCCGCCCGGAGGGAGAAGCGGGGAGCAGGAAACGGGCGGAGACCCCGAGACGGGCCAGGAGGGCGGAGGGUCCUUCGAGACAGGCGGAAGACUUUGGAAACACCACAUAAUCCUGGAGGGAGGAAAGAAAUAUGAAUGCCCGGAAUGUGGAAAAUGCUUCAAAGCAAAUGGAGAUCUUAAAAAGCAUCUAAGAAUCCACACUGGAGAAAAACCACAUAAAUGCCUGGAGUGUGGAAAGAGCUUCAGCCUGAGGGGAAACCUUUAUAAACAUCAAAGGAUCCACACAGGAGAAAAGCUGCAUAAAUGCCUGGAGUGCGGAAAGAGCUUCAGUCAGAGGGGAAGCCUUUAUAGACAUCAAAGAAUUCACACUGGAGAGAAACCGUAUAAAUGCCCGGAGUGCGGAAAGAGCUUCAGUCAGAGGAGCAACCUUUAUGUACAUCAAAGAAUCCAUUCAGGAGAGAAACCAUUUGAAUGCCUGGAAUGCGGAAAGAGCUUUACUGUGGGUGAACAUCUUGAAAGGCAUCUAAGAAUCCACACUGGAGAGAAACCACAUAAAUGCUUGGAAUGUGGAAAGAGCUUCAGUCAGACGAGCAGCAUUUAUGUACAUCAAAGGAUCCAUACAGGAGAAAAACUGCAUAAAUGCCUGGAGUGUGGAAAGAGUUUCAAUCGGAGGAACACCCUUUAUGUACAUCAAAGGAUCCACACAGGAGAAAAACUGUAUAAAUGCCUGGAGUGUGGAAAGAGCUUCAGACAUAGGAGCAACCUUUAUGUACAUCAGAGGAUCCACACAGGAGAAAAACCUCUUAAAUGCCUGGAGUGUGGAAAGAGCUUCAGACAUAGGAGCAGCCUUUAUGUACAUCAAAGGAUCCACACAGGAGAAAAACCACAUAAAUGCCUGGAGUGUGGAAAGAGUUUCAAUCAGAGGAACACCCUUUAUGUACAUCAAAGGAUCCACACAGGAGAAAAACUGUAUAAAUGCCUGGAGUGUGGAAAGAGCUUCAGACAUAGCAGCCUUUAUGUACAUCAAAGGAUCCACACAGGAGAAAAACCGCAUAAAUGCCUGGAGUGUGGAAAGAGUUUCAAUCGGAGGAACACCCUUUAUGUACAUCAAAGGAUCCACACAGGAGAAAAACCUCUUAAAUGCCUGGAGUGUGGAAAGAGCUUCAGACAUAGGAGCAACCUUUAUGUACAUCAAAGGAUCCACACAGGAGAAAAACUGCAUAAAUGCCUGGAGUGCGGAAAGAGUUUCAGUCAGAGCAGCAACCUUUAUGUACAUCAAAGGAUCCACACAGGAGAAAAACCGCAUAAAUGCCUGGAGUGUGGAAAGAGUUUCAGUCAGAGCAGCAACCUUUAUGUACAUCAAAGGAUCCACUCAGGAGAGAGACCUUAUAAAUGUCUGGAAUGUGGAAAGAGCUUUGAUCGGAGGUCCAGCCUUUAUGUACAUCAAAGAAUCCAUUCAGGAGAGAAACCAUAUAAAUGCCUCCAGUGUGGAAAGAGCUUUACUGAAAGUGGAGGUCUCUGUAAACAUCAAAGAAUUCACACAGGAGAAAAGAAAUAUCAGUGCCCGGAAUGUGGAAAAUCCUUCAAAAUAAAAGGAAAUCUAGAAAACCAUCUAAGAAUCCACACAGGAGAAAAACCACAUAAAUGCCUUGAAUGUGGAAAGAGUUUCAGUCAGAGGAGCAACCUUUAUGUACAUCAAAGGAUCCACACAGGAGAAAAACCACAUAAAUGCCUUCAGUGUGCAAAAAGCUUUAUUGUCAGGAGCAGCCUUUAUAGUCAUCAAAGGAUCCACACAGGAGAAAAACCGUAUAAAUGCCUGGAGUGUGGAAAGAGCUUCAGUCAGAGCAGCAACCUUUAUGUACAUCAAAGAAUCCAUUCAGGAGAAAAACCAUAUGAAUGCCUGGAGUGUGGAAAGAGUUUCAGUCACAGGCGCAAGCUUUAUUUACAUCAAAGGAUCCACUCAGGAGAAAAACCACAUAAAUGCCUGGAGUGUGGAAAGAGCUUCAGUCAGAAGGGAAACCUUUAUGUACAUCAAAGGAUCCACACUGGAGAAAAACCAUAUGAAUGCCUGGAGUGUGGAAAGAGCUUUACCGUGGAUGGACAUCUCCGUAGACAUCAAAUGAUUCACACAGGAGAAAAACCAUAUAAAUGCCUGGAGUGUGGAAAGAGCUUCAGUCGGAAGAGCAGCCUUUAUAGACAUCAAAGAAUCCAUUCAGGAGAAAAACCGUAUGAAUGCCUGGAGUGUGGAAAGAGCUUUUCUGAUGGUGGAUACCUCCGUAAUCAUCAAAGGAUCCACACUGGAGAGAAACCUUAUGAGUGCUUUGAGUGUGGACAGAGCUUUAGUCAUAGGACCACCUUUAAUAUUCAUCAAAGAAUCCACACAGGAGAAAAACUGCAUAAAUGCCUGGAGUGUGGAAAGAGUUUCCGUCAGAGGAGCAAGCUUUAUGUACAUCAAAGGAUCCAUACAGGAGAAAAAAUGCAUAAAUGCCUGGAGUGUGGAAAGAGUUUCAGUCAGAGGAGCCACCUUUAUGUACAUCAAAGGAUCCAUACAGGAGAAAAACCAUAUAAAUGCCUCCAGUGUGGAAAGAGUUUCAGUCGGAGGAGCAGCCUUUAUGUACAUCAAAAGAUCCACACAGGAGAAAAACUGCAUAAAUGCCUCCAGUGUGGAAAGAGCUUUACUGAAAGGGGAAAUCUUCAUAAACAUCAAAGAAUUCACACAGGAGAAACCCUAUGAAAGCCUGGAAUGUGGAAGGAGCUUCAGCAGGCCAGGAACUACUUAUAAUCAAAGGAUCCAUCUAGGAGAAAAACCCUAUGUCUGGAGUUUGGAAGGUGUGAACAUGAGUGUGUAAUAUAUUCUCAUCCGAAACACUCAAGAGCAAGUAAACUUACCGACAGCACCAUUUUACUCUUCGCUUUAUUGCUACUCUCUGUUUAAUGAUUCUGCUGUUCUGUCAUGCCUAAUAGUUGAAUUUGAAUAAUUUUACACACUUUUCAAGGGGUACGUAAUCUCCUGAGUACAAGUGUAUUCAACUCCACAAACUCGUAUCAUAAUUUCUUCUAAUUAGUGAGAUUUCAUUUUGAGAUUCAGAAGUUGCUACUGGAAUGUUCUGAAGAAACUUUCUAAUUUCCAUCGUGCCCACGGUUCUUUUCCAUGGGCCUGGAAAUCAGAGCGCUCUCUCCUGGGUUAAUUCUUCCCUUGAAAUAAGACUCUCGCCCCUUCUGUACCUUUUGGCCCAGUCCCUCCUUCCACACAGAGAACAAACUGCACUCUUGGUUAUUAAUGAGCCAAUUCUCCCUUUUCUCUCCUUUUUGUCUUCCACCUGAUCCUCAGUGCUACCUUUGCUCUCUGCUUAGCAAUUCAAGUUAUGCCAGCCGUAACCUUUGCCUCCAGUGAAGACCUCUGUGUUGCACUUUCUUGUAACUUUAAUAACGAUAACCUUGUAAUAUAGAAGGUUUCUGCCUUAGCAUCCAGGUGCUUGUAACUUUCUAGCUGCAAAACAAGGGACUCUCUCAGGCUGAAUAGCAAAGGACUUUUUCAAUUGUACAUGCUAGAGGUUUCACUGGCCAAAAUUGUAUCUUUUCUCAACAGAUUUAAGUGGCUCAAGAUGCCUUUUCCCAUGGGAACUUUCUCCUUUUAAUACAGUGGUUUUAAAUGGUUAUGUUACUAUGGGAUGUUUCACUUACUGUCCAUGUUUCUGAAUGUAACAAGAUUUCUUCCAU
Molecule: messenger RNA, 4130 nt
Organism: Crotalus tigris (Tiger rattlesnake)
Lineage: Eukaryota; Metazoa; Chordata; Lepidosauria; Squamata; Viperidae
Product: zinc finger protein 850-like
Exons: 4
Coding region: 382-3144 (920 amino acids)
Biological process (GO): regulation of transcription by RNA polymerase II
Molecular function (GO): RNA polymerase II cis-regulatory region sequence-specific DNA binding; DNA-binding transcription factor activity, RNA polymerase II-specific
Source: RefSeq, a predicted model, not a curated record